Molecule: messenger RNA, 4227 nt
Organism: Cladocopium goreaui
Lineage: Eukaryota; Dinophyceae; Suessiales; Symbiodiniaceae
Source: the annotation of a GenBank genome assembly
AUGGUUUGUGCAAUGCCGGGUGUAUUGCAUCUUACUCACUGUCCCUUUUUUUGUGCUAGCUACUUCGUGAGUUAUCAAUUCGUUGCAUUGAAUUUGAAUUUUGACGUCCUUGCAAUCUUUUCUGGUGUGUGUAUGGGUAUGGCUGCGGUUUCAAGACGUUUGUGCAGUAAAGCCGGUAAGAUUGAAUGGAUGAUGCAAAGUUGGAGCCGGAUUUUCCACAUCGUGAACUUGGUGAGGAAAACUGUGUGUGGGAGAAAAGUGUGGUGGCCUCUCUUGAAGAUUAUGGUGAUUUUAACAGGUUGUGCUUGUUUUUGCUGGCUUGAGUCACCGUGGAGCUUCAAGUUCUAUCAGCGCUUCGUGGCUAUGUGGUCCACUGCUUGGAUGCAUUUGUGGGACCUUUGGGGCUCUUUUGCUGCUUUUGUAUUCUUCCACGUCAAAGCCAUGAUUUUGCAGACUCAUGCUUCGUGUGUUUCUGGACACACCGUGGAUGGUUUUCAGGCAACUCCUGGAUUCGAAAUACCGGUGAAUUGCGUUGCGCAGAUGGUUGACACGGAUUUCAAACCAACUUGGAAUCAUGGUUUGCUGUCAGCUGUGGCGAUGAUGUCUUAUUAUUUCGUGACCCUUUGGCAAUUUUGCUCCACUAGGCCUCAGAUUGCUGAGGUUGUCUCUGCAAUGUCACAGUGGUGCCAGCAGUUUCAAUUCACAGGUCGUAGAAACAGUCCAGAGACACCGGAACAGAAACUGCUGCAAGGUUUGCAGAUUUUGUUGAAAGAUACUUUGCAGGCCUCUAGCUCCGGAGCCUCAAACAAAAAAGGCAAGGGUAAGGGCUCCGGCAAAAGUAGUGGUAAAAGCCUACCUUCCAAACAGAGAGAUGCGAACCAUGAUGGCAGCUAUGGGCUGAUUCAAGCCUUGCAAAAACUAACUGCCCGAGCCGCAAAGAAACCACAAGGGUUGCUCCAAAGGUUGAAAACAUUGGUUCAAGUUACUGAACGUGGUAUGUUGCGACCAAACAAGAGAAAGAAAGAUCUGCCGCCGCAUGAGGCGGUCCCGCCAGUGAAACCAAGCACACGAUUCAAAAGUUCAGAGAAUUUGGUAGAUGGUGCUCCUAAGCCAAAAACACGAUGGCAACGCGACAGAUCCUGGAAAGCCCGUGCCCAGGACUGGGGCGUCAAAACUGUUUUGCGUGGCCCCACAGCUCUGUGCAACGCUCUUGACAGUGGGGACACCGGUGCUCUCCUGUGUCAAGUACAAAAUCUGGAUGAUUGGAAUGAAGCCCUCCAAAUUUCUCAUGCUGCUGGUCGCACCAAUGUCACGGUUGUUCUUGAAGCUGCACCUAACAUGUCUCCAGAACUUGGCAAAUUGAGAUAUCAUGGUUGGACAGCCUUGAACACACGUGCAGCUGGUUAUGCCGAUGAUAAAUUGGUCCAGCGCUUGGUUUGGAUUGCGCGGUGCUCGCCAAAUGCACCCACAUUGGUUCCAGGAUCCGUGCUGACAGGCGCCAGGCGGCCUGUUGUCCAGAAACACGGCCAUGAAGCUGAAAACCUGGUUCGAGGAUUUGCUCGCGUCAAAGGCAAAGACAGGGCCCUGCAGUUGAUUAAAGCGAGCGGCUCAGAACACAAAGGUCAGGUUUGGUUUCUUGAUCCUGCCAGAUGGGAUGGCCUCGCAGAAACACCUCCACGCAUGCUUUGGGUGGACAAACUGGAAAAUGAACAACAAAUUGCAUUUGCUCGUCGCGUAGCUCAUGAUUCGGGUCCUUUUGGCAUGGCUAGGGGUCGUGUACAGCUGGCUCUCAGGGUCAAACCAGACGAUGAGCGGCUCAAACCCACUUCUAGUGUUUGGCGGGUUGAGACAGUUCCGUUUGGUUGGGAUUUUGAAAAUGUGGAAGAAACUCUGGUUGAAGCAGGUUUCUCUGAAAUUGAUAUUUUAGCAAAGCAACGCCGUCGUGGUGGCACUGCUUGGGUUUUCAAAGGCAUGAGAAAUGAUGACCGUGAUCAAAUACAAACCCAUUAUGAUGCGGACGAGACGUGCAAUGAGCCACCAUUAGAUCUGUUUUUAGUUAAGCAGUCCAAACGACGUGCGCCAGGAAAUGUCCAGCCGUUGAAAGCAGAAAAUGAUGUGCUCUUUUCACUAGAUGCAUUUCACAAAAAAGGUAAGGGUAAAGGCAAAGGAAAAGGCAAGCACAAAUCCAAGCUUGAAGUGCCUGACUUUGCAACCACGCUUGCCUUACCGAAAAGUAGUCCACCUCCAUUACCCUCCAAGGAUGAUCGCGGUAACGAAGCUAUGGAUGUCAGUCUGAUUAGCGUCCCAGAUGCAAGUGAUGUUGAGGAUGAGCCCAUGCAUGUCCAGGGCACCAAACGCAAAGACCAGGCCAUGUUGACCAGCCCGCAAAAAACUGGUCAUGACAAAAAGAGGAUGAAAGUGCCCGAGAGGCUUCAAAAAGUUCCGAACCCUGGGGAAGGGAAUUGCUUGUUUUACUGUCUAGCUCAGGCGGAGUCUACCCCAGGUAAGUCCCGCAGCCACAGGCAGGUGCGUGCAUUUGUUGUUGCCUACAUGACCAAACACUUCAAGAAAUACGAGGAUUUCUGGGACGGUUUAAGCCCGAGCAACAUUCCCAUGGAGGGUGGGUUUGACGAUUAUUUACAAGCCCUUGAAAAAGAUAAAGCUUGGGCGGGAUAUUGUGAAAUCGAAGCAUAUGGCGAAGCCAUGCGCCGACCUGUACUUGUUGUGCAUGCCAAGGACAAUGUUGUCCAUGCUUUUAAUAGUCAUGGCGAUAAGGAUGUUGUCUGUCUCUGGUACAAGGAUGAACAUUAUGAGCUUAUUGUUCCUUCAGACGCAGAUAUUCAGGCCCUGUGGCAGAAUGCUGAAGACGGUGGCACCAAGGGUUACCGCGGGGCCGCAAAGAAGGCACGCUUGGCUGCCGACAAUGCCCCAAAAGGGGCCACCAGAGGCGACUCCAUUCUUCGCCUUUGCAAGAGAGCAAGCGUGUCAUCUGAUGUACCUCACAGAAGCAUUUUGCCUUGGAAGCUGAAGCAUCGCCAGAUGUAUGUGCAACUCAACAAGUUUGCCAAGGAGCAAGGUCCUUGUGGCGGGCGGACUGCUCGUGCCGAGUGGUUAGCCAUGCCUGGUCGCCAAAAAUGCUGGCGUCAGGCUCCCAAAGAGCGCCAAGAGGCGCUGCACAAGGUGGUCUUUUGGUUGCAUUGCGAGAGCAUCUCAGAGGAGGAUCCCGACCAAGAUUGGGAAUAUUUUCACCAGUUUGCUGAAAAGAGCAUGCGUGAAGCAUUGCACUUGUGUGGCCAGCCCGUGCCUAGGCCGCUCUCAGAGCCUCGGGGUCUGCAGCCGGAUGUGACGGUUGGUUUGGCCAUUGAAAACAUGCAACUGCAAGGGUUGCCAGAUGAGUGGGCUAACAUUUUGAUGUUUGUAUGGGGUCAUCAAGUGCGAUGGCUGUGCUUGGGGAAAGCUGUGCACCCAACGCCGGAGCAUGUCCAGACCUCCAUGCCGCAAGGUGAUGCCUUUGCACCUCUGGCUCUUAUCAUGUUGCUCAUUAGGAUGUCUUUGUACAGGUCCAGAAUCAUUUCACUCGCCACCUGGGGCGCUUGGUUUGAACGAUUGCCGCAGUCACAGUUGCCUUCGCUUCGAAAGGAUGCCACGACCUGCUGGCAGAGUUUCAUUUGCGCACGCAUGCGAGAGCUGAACUGGGAAUUUCGCGGUCCAUGGAUGUUUGCACAUGAGGAUUUGGGUCAUGUCGAUUUAUCCAAUCCAGAUGAAGCUGUUGUGAAACUCACCGAGCACAAGGUGAGAGAAAGUUGGCGCCGAGUGCAAUUUGCCCUUUGGAAAAAGCAGAACCGCCGUGAUAGGCAUUAUUUGCUUGAUGUGCCGUAUGAGGAAAGUCGUGUUUCCGAUGCCCGCAAGUUGUUCUCUCUCACGUGUGAUAGUCAUCAGAGGGCCGUAAUGCUUGGUUCUGCGCAUUCCACGGCAUGUUAUGAUAAGAUGCGUGGACACGAAGUGAGGGAACAAUGUCCCUUUUGCGGUGAGCAAAUCCCACCUGUCUGGGAACAUCUCUCCUGGCAUUGCUCCGCCGAACAGUUGUCUUCCGGCCGCCCUGAGGUCCCUGAAGAUGAAUUGCAAAAUCGUCUUGCUUGGCCCACACGUGGGUGUGAUGCCUAUGAUAGAGCGGUUCUUCACCACAUGGCCCGGGUCAGGGCCACUGUGCGUGAAAACAUGAAUUGA